Anolis carolinensis (green anole) is the source of this 4114-nucleotide messenger RNA. RefSeq names its product sialidase-3-like. Gene Ontology annotation, molecular function: exo-alpha-sialidase activity. The record is from RefSeq and is a predicted model, not a curated record. Gene Ontology annotation, cellular component: membrane; cytoplasm; intracellular membrane-bounded organelle. The transcript has 3 exons. Gene Ontology annotation, biological process: ganglioside catabolic process; oligosaccharide catabolic process. The coding region runs from base 863 to 2188 and encodes 441 amino acids. Lineage: Eukaryota; Metazoa; Chordata; Lepidosauria; Squamata; Anolidae.
GAUAAAAGCAAUUAUUUCUCUCUCUCUAAUUAGGACUUUAUUUUUCUUUUCUUUUUGUUGUAUCAACCUAGAGGCGUGGACGAUGGGUUGUGUUGUCAAAUUUCGAGGUUGGGGGGCCUGUAGUUUUGUUGUUUUGUGGGUCGCUGUGAUGCCAUCACUCUUUUAUAUAGAUAUAUAUAUAUAUAGAUAUAUAUAGAUAUAUAGAUAUAUAUAUAUAUUCUUGAGUAUAAGCUGACCCAAAUAUAAGCCAACCAGGACCCUCACCCGAGUAUAAGCCGAGGGGGGCUUUUUCAGUCUUAAAAAAAGGGCUGAAAAACUAGGCUUAUACUCGAGUAUAUACAGUAUAUGUGUUUUAUAUUUGUAAGCCGCCCUGAGUCCACUUAUUGGGUGAGAAGGGCGGGGUAGAAAUAUUAUAAUAAAUAAAUAAAUAAAAGAAGAAAGGGGGGAGGCAGAGAGAGAGGGAAGGGAGAAGAAGAAGGGAAGAGAAAGAAAAGAAGAAAUAGGAUAGAAAAGUGGGAAAAGCAAGGGAAGAAAAGAGAGAAGGUAUAAUUCAGGAGAAAUAGGAAGGUAAAAUGAUACAACUCUUCCCGUUCUUGUAGAGUGGGAUGAUCACUCUAACAUUUUCAUAGCUCUAUGGCUCCGAAAAGGCUUCUCGCCUCCUGAUUGGCUGCUUCCCCUGGAAUUCCUGGGACAUUGGAUCCUGCAUGCUUUGGGCAGGCAAACUGCAGGCAAGUUGCAGAUGAUUGACUUGCUAAAGAAGGCGGGAAGGAGGGAGGUUGCAAGGCUCCCUUCUGUUUUUUCUCCCCAGGGCUGAUCCUACAACUACUCUGCUGACUUUCUCCCUUUACUAACAACGUCUCCAAUGCCGGGUCCUUUUGCACUUCGAGGAAUUCGCAGCACGAAUAUUUCUGUGUGCCCAGAAAACAUGGCAGAAGCUCCAGCUGGAUCCGGAAAGGUGACCCUUUUCAGCCAGAAGAAGCGAGGAGGACUCACCUACCGCAUCCCAGCAUUGCUGUACCUGCCCUAUGAAUCCACUUUCCUGGCCUUUGCAGAAGAACGGUCCUCGCCCAGAGAUGAAGAUGCCAAGUUCCUGGUGGUGAGGCGGGGGAAGAAAGAAGGGACAUCUGUGCAGUGGGGUCCUCUCGAAUCUCUGGAGACGGCCAUCCUGCCCAAGCACCGCACCAUGAAUCCUUGCCCGGUGUAUGACAAAAAGAAUGGCAUCGUUUUCCUCUUUUUCAUCUGCGUUGAAACCUAUAUUACCGAGUUGUACCAGAUCCGGACGGGGAGGAACGCGGCCAGGUUGUGUUACAUCUCAAGCCAAGACGGCGGCCGCACCUGGAGCCAAACGACUGACCUGACUGAGGAAGCGAUUGGGGACGAGAUAAAAAACUGGGCCACGUUUGCCGUCGGUCCAGGCCACGGGGUACAGUUGAGCUCCGGCCGGCUAGUUGUUCCAGCUUACGCUUACUAUAUCCAUAAGCGUUUAUUCAGCCGCCCGCUUGCUUGCUGGACCAAGCCCCAUUGCCUCACAUUUUACAGCGAUGAUGGUGGACAGAGCUGGGCACGGAGCGAACCUCUGAAGAGGCUGCGGACGUCGGAGUGCCAAGUGGCAGAGCUGACGCGCCAAGAUAGCAGUCGUGUCUUGUAUUGCAACGCACGUAGUCUCCACAAAUACCGGGCCGGGGCUCUAUGUGCUGACCGCGGGGACAAAUUUGAGAGCCCUUCCUUGUGCAAAGACUUGCGUGAAACCUCGCACGGUUGCCAGGGCAGCGUGGUGAGCUUCUCCCCCAUGCUGGAACCGUUGGAUCUGGACCAGAAGGACGAUGGAGGCGAUACGACUCCAGUGAGGGAUGCCAGCCCCUUUUUGGCCAAGUGUGUCAAGUCGUGGCUAAUGUUCUCCCAUCCCACGAACGGGCACCGGCGAGUGGACCUGGGCAUCUACCUGAACACGGACCCUUUGGAUCAGGGCUCCUGGAAAUCCCCCUGGGUGCUUAACCAAGGGCCCAGUGGCUAUUCGGACCUGGCUGUCUGCGAGGAGGGCAACUCGCAGAUGUUUGGAUGCUUAUUCGAGUGUGGGGUGUCCCACGAGUGUGAAGAAAUUGCCUUUCGGUUAUUCACCGAUGCUGAGCUUCUGCGGAACGUAACCCAAAGCCGUCAAUGCACAGUUUCUUCUGCAGAGUCUAAAUAGUGGAGAGAUAAAAUGUGGUAUAAAUAAUAAUAAUAAUAAUAAUAAUAAUAAUAAUAAUAAUAAUAAUGGUUUAGAGACUUAUGCUCAAAAGGAUUUAGUAGUUUUGAAAGAUGAGUCUAUAUCUUCAGUGUCAGUAAAGCCUUUGUUGACUUCUUUUCUUGCUGUAAUGGAAAUGCCAAAGAAUAUGAAUCUUGACCAAAGAGUAAAACAUUUUUAAGAGGACUGAAAAGACUGACUGGAAUGAUAAACAUUCAGCUUACAUGUGCAUUUUAAUGGUUUUUGUAGUGUUUCUCCUGUCUUGGAAUGAUGAGGAAUAUGUAUAAUGGGCAUUUUUUCUGCUGAAAGCAAUAGGGAAAACAGAGAAGAAAUGCUCCCUGAGUCGACAGAAAGACUUGAGAACAAAUUGAUUGUGCUUUGGUGAGUUGGAAAGAAAAAAGUGGCUUACAGAAUACCUACAACUCUUAAGUGCAAAUCUAAUAAUUUUCACUUAAUUCCCUGAAGUAGCAAGCUAUGUCAGAAAUGAAAAUGAGGGUAAUCGUAGUAGUGGUAGUAGUAACAAUAAUAAUAACAACAACAGCAACAACAACAGCAGCAUUAUUUCUAACCCGCCCUCUCUCCCUGGAGGGACUCGGGGUGGCUUACAAGGACAAAACAAAUUUGAACAUCAAACAGCAGAAAACAAUUAAAAACAAACCAUUAAAAUUUACAACUAACAGUAAUCACUAAAACAAAUAGACAAUAGGUUCUAUAAAUACCAUAAGAGAUUGAUAAAAACCUACAUAAGAAUUAACAAUAAAAACGUGGUUGUGCAAUGAGUUAAGGCAGUAUCAUGUCAGUCAGCCUCAUCAGAUAGGGUAGAAGCAAUAAGAAGUUAAUAAAAGCUGGUCAUCCUCCUCUCCGAAGGCCAAUCUAGAGAACUGUGUUUUUAGUUACUUCUUGAAGGAGAGGAGUGGGGAAGCUUUUUUUUUUUAUUAUUCCAAUGUGCCUUUGACUAAUCGUUUACAACUCGACUGGCCCUUCUACCCCUAUCUUAAUACCUGGCCUCUGUGCUUUAUUACCAGCCCCUUGUACCAACGGCCUUGCAGUAAUAUUGUACACACUCUAUUAAGUCCUGCUUUCAGCACUGAACACAGCCAUUGCAUCCGGCUAUUAGUUAUCAGUUGUUGAGCUAUGUUUUUAUGAUGUUUUUAUGUGUUAAAUUACUUCAAUUGCAAUAUAUUUUAUGCUGUUAUAUUUGAUUGUUUUCUGCGCUUGAAAGCCACAAUGGGGAGAUGGGGCGGGAUAUAAGAAUAAAGUUAUUAUUAUUUCUAGAGGGAGGGAGAAGGCCUCCUCUCUCCUUCCCAUAUAUAUUCGCUUAUCCAACAUAUUUGCUUAUCCACCGUUCUGCUGGCCCAUUUAUGUUGGAUAAGUGAGACUACUGUACAUGGAAAACAUUCAGUGCCAUAUAACAGACAUACAGACAGACAGAAACGAAGACACAGAGGCAAUUUAAUAUGUUCCAGCUUCCAUGCUUCAUGAGGGUAUGCUUGAUUCCGGCCACAGGGGGAGCUGCUGUUUCAUCAUCCACUGUGACACUGAAUCCUUGAUGGAUUACUUCCUCAUUCAUAGACACUGAUGACUGCAGUGUCGAUGUAGGUUUAUAAGCAGAGAUAAGGUAAGGCCUCCAGACUUGGGAAACUAGAGAAUUCUCACAAUUCCUUGGUUGUGUUGGGUGAAGUUGACUGGAGCAGCAAAGGUUUGACACAAUCUAACUACAGAGCUCAUUUUUUUCUUUUUUUAUUAUUACUUAACAUAUGAAUUUUAGACAACAUUGAACCGCAAUCAGACUGUGCAGAAAGCGUAACAAGUAUACAUGUUUGCACAAUUAAUGAAAGCUUACAGUAGAAUACAUAACACUUGAGUUUAAUAAACAGAAGUGAAAUGAUA